Molecule: messenger RNA, 1648 nt
Organism: Cuculus canorus (common cuckoo)
Lineage: Eukaryota; Metazoa; Chordata; Aves; Cuculiformes; Cuculidae
Gene: ZCCHC4
Product: zinc finger CCHC-type containing 4
Exons: 13
Coding region: 45-1517 (490 amino acids)
Biological process (GO): rRNA methylation
Cellular component (GO): cytoplasm; nucleolus
Molecular function (GO): nucleic acid binding; rRNA (adenine-N6-)-methyltransferase activity; zinc ion binding
Source: RefSeq, a predicted model, not a curated record
CGGGGCGGUGUCCUGGCGGGGCCUGCAGGGAAGGCGGCGGUGCGAUGGCGGGCAGCGGGGGACCUGCGGGCGUGACCCUGGUUAGCGCGGCGCCGGGUGCGCCCCGGUGCCCGCACGGUCCUGCUCUUCUGUUUGUAAAAACCGGCCAAGAAAACACAGAGGGAAGAAGAUUUUAUGCUUGUUCAGCUUGCAGGGACAGAAAAGAUUGUAAUUUUUUCCAGUGGGAAAAUGAGAAGGUGUCAGAAACCAGGCUUGCAGCACGUGAAGAAUACAAUAGAAAUCAUCAACCUUCUUUUACACAUGGACAGAAUGUGGAAAGGUACAAGGAUUUUGUUCUGUUGCCCUUAUCAAAGAGGAGGUUUUGCCAGGAGUGCCAGCAACUGCUAUUGCCAGCUGAAUGGGAAAAACACUCAGAUCACCAGUUUCGGUGUGAUAUCUCCACUGCUCAGUUAAGAAGUCCCAGUCGACUUCUAUAUCCACUGGAGAAUAAAAAAACAAAUGCACAAUAUUUAUUUGCAGACAGAAGUUGCCAGUUCCUACUGGAUCUUAUUAUUGAUUUAGGAUUCAGACGAGUGCUCUCUGUUGGAACACCCAGGCUUCAUGAAAUGAUCCAGUCAAAAGACUCACAAGAAGAAGAUUUCAGAGUUAGAAGCCUUCUGUUAGAUAUUGAUUUCAGAUAUUCUCAGUUCUACACAGAAGAUGAAUUCUGCCACUACAACAUGUUUAAUCAUCAUUUUUUUGGUGGAGAGGUUGCAUCUGAAACUUGUAGGAAAUUCUUGUGUGAAGACAAUGGUGAAGGAGUCAUUAUGGUAACCGAUCCCCCAUUUGGAGGUUUAGUGGAAGCACUGGCAUUUAGUUUUAAAAAAUUGAUGGCAAUGUGGAAGGGGACAGAAAAAGGAGGUCACAACAACCAAGAGCUGCCCAUAUUCUGGAUAUUUCCAUACUUCUUUGAGUCUCGUAUUCUGGAAUUUUUCCCAAGCUUCAGUAUGAUGGAUUACCAGGUAGAUUAUGAUAAUCAUGCACUUUAUAAACAUGGAAAAACAGGUCGUAGACAGUCCCCUGUCCGUAUCUUCACAAACCUCACCCCAAGCAAGAUUGUACUUCCUGUAGAAGAGGGCUAUAGGUUUUGCGCAAUAUGUCAGCGGUAUGUGAGUCCUGGUAACCAGCACUGUGAGAUAUGCAAUUCAUGUACAUCAAAAGAUGGUAGACGAUGGAAACAUUGUGUUCUUUGCCAAAAAUGUGUGAAACCCUCUUGGUUUCACUGUGACAAUUGCAACUGCUGCACACUUCAGAACCACACUUGUGAGAAGACUGAUGCUGGCUGUUUUGUCUGUGGCAAGUCCGGUCACAAACGCAGUACCUGUCCCAGUCUCUCUGGCACCAGGACUUGCCAGGCUGACAGAAAGCAAAGGCAGAAAACUCUGAAGAGGCCAAAGACAGGGAUCUGUAAAAGAUCAGCCAUGAAGCAUGCCAUAUUCUCCAGGAAGAAAGUAAAGCAUAAGAAAAAAAAGAUGUGACUUUGCUUACUGAUAUUUAGUCAUUAAUAUUUUCUUUUAUGGCCAGCCUUGGAUUCCAUUUUCUGAAAAUGUAAAUAUUAACAUCCAAAAUAAAACCUGUUUGAAUUAAAAGUGCCAAUUCUUUUGUUAUA